Molecule: messenger RNA, 2913 nt
Organism: Toxoplasma gondii ME49
Lineage: Eukaryota; Apicomplexa; Conoidasida; Eucoccidiorida; Sarcocystidae
Product: cytochrome C-type heme lyase, putative
Exons: 5
Coding region: 834-2033 (399 amino acids)
Cellular component (GO): mitochondrion
Molecular function (GO): holocytochrome-c synthase activity
Source: RefSeq, a predicted model, not a curated record
UGCCCGCUUCGCAUGCUCGCUAUCACGAAGAAAUGGGUGACCCGCUGGGGGCAGCACGAACAGCGCUCUCGGGGGUGAGUGCGCGAAGCAGGACGGGUUUUCUCUGCAUUUUACGUGGUGAAUUUCAAGCGUAAGCCGUGCGCGGCCGUGUCGGCUCGGCGGAUUUCCAGGGAUACAGGCGUUCUGGUCAAAAGGUCCCUUCAGCACGAGCAACGCGCGUCUCCGCAGUCCCGUCGAUAGCAGUAUAUGCACAGCUGGCGCUGCGGUGCCUGUGGCCACGGUUUCCUGAGCAGCUUGUCAGCGAGAUUCUCAGGUUCUGUCUGCGUUUUCUCGGUUCUUCUCCCCCGCUGGGCGCGUCUGUACGUGCACAGAAGACGCGCAGCUGCGAACUCUUGUCGCGAACUCUUGUGCGCGAGCACCCCUCUUCGUCCACGGUGUGCCUCUUUUUUUUGACCCCUGGCAGCGGCGUGGCACUUGUGGAUCUUCCGCUGUACAUCCUGUCGAACCAGCACGCAACUCUUGGCCUUUCCGUUUCGGACGGCUCGGGACUCGGACUCCCCAUUCGCUUGCUGGAACUCUCGCGCGUUCCCCAGCCAGGCUCACGCGCCCGAACCCUGUGCGCGACCCAGCCACAGUCUUUGCGUCGGUCGCCACUGUCCGCAACUCCGUCGCGUUUCUCUUCUUCCCCUAUCCCUUCUGCGGCGAACAUCCGCUUCUGCUCUGUCGCUUUUUUCAGGUGGCGAGCGUCACACCCUUCUGCGGUUCAAGCUUUUCGACGGCUCUUCCCCCCAUCGCUCUAGACCUCUCUUCCCCCCGUUGCCGCUGACACCAAGAUGGCCACCGCGGCAACUUGCCCUCUCGGGUCGACUUGCCCGAUUCCUUCUUCCUCCUUCUCUUCAUCCUCUUCUUCCUCCCCUGUGUCUUCUUCGGAAGCUUCUUCUUCUUGUCCAGCUCGCUCUCUGCCGGUUUCUGCUCCAAGUUCCUGUGCGGCGAGCUGCGCGCCUGGCGCUGCGUCGACGUGUACAGGAUCGCCUUCGGGGCGUAAGUGCGUCGUUGCCUCUGCUUUGUCGACGGUUCUGGCGACACCUGCAUUGCUGUUUCCUUCGCUGAAGCCCCCACAACUGUCUGCCGACCACAAGUCUCCGUCCUUCGCGUCUGCGCGGCAAAGGCUCUUUCGCUUCGCACCCUCCCCCUCACCCGCGCCGCCGCACCCGUCGCUCGUUUCCCCGACGCAUGCAUUCCGGGGUACAGACUCGCAGCGCCCGGUCUCGGCGGCUGCCGCCUCAACUGCUGUCUUGCCUGCGCGCGCUCUGGGAUCAGCCGCCGGAAACGAUGCCUGCCCUUUCAGAGGCCAGCGCGAUAUGCAGAGAGAAGACAGCGGCUUUGCCGCGAGGCUCGUGCAGAGACGCUCCGGCUCCUCGCCGAGCGAAGAUCUUCCGGACGCGACUACGCACGAAGUCCACGAGGAAAUCAAUCCGCGAAACAUGAUGCCCGAAAUCUCCAACGCCCCGCAACAAGACCCGGACGACCUCGCCCUCUCGACGCACAGACGCGUCUCCACCAUUCCUAAAACGGGAGAAGACGCCACCUGGAUUUAUCCCUCGCCUCUUCAGUUUCAUCGCGCCAUGAAGAAGAAGAACAAAGAGCCUCCUCCCGCAGAUGCGAUGGAAACUACUGUCUAUGUCCAUGAUGUGGUCAAUGAGAGAACUUGGAAAAACAUUCUCCACUGGGAGAAUGCACUGCACAAAGAAUGUGAAAAGCCGACCCUGAGUCGCUUUGUAGGCCGCUCCUCCGAUUAUACGCCGACGGCGCGCCUACGCCAGUACUUUUCCUAUAUGGGUCUUCCGUUCGACCGACACGACUGGUAUGUCGACCGAUGUGGAGAGACAGUGCGCUACAUCGUGGACUACUACGAUGACCCGCAAGCGACCGACAACAUUCAGGUUUUUAUCCACACGCGCCCUGCCUGGUUCGACUCCUGGCAGAACUUCUCGGACAAUGUCCGCCACUUCGUCUCUUCGUUUUUCGCUUAGAACGAUUUCUUUAUUUUCUGCUUAAACGGCUUCUUCGCACAUUCGUCGCUUAUCGUGUUUGCUAUAUAGCCGACUGUUCUGGAGAGCCCCUCUGCUCUCUUCCGGCUUCGGAGACUCGCGAGAAGCAAGCGGAUAACCGAGACAUAGGCAUCUCAGAAAGCGAGAGAAGAAACCUGGCAGCCGUCAGAGAAGAGAGGGAAGAACGGGGACGAAAGGCACUGUUGUUGUGGACACCCGAGCUGGGCGUUUGCAUGCGUAGCGCGCGAGAAGCGACAGCGACACGGAGAAGACUACUCGGAUUGAAUGAGAAUUCGAGAUGGGGUAUUGCACGCAGCGUAGAGAACGGGGGUUACAGAAACACUGUCGUGAGAGAGAACAGCGGAAAGCGAGAAGAUAAGCUGGAGAAGUCGGGAAAGAAAAGUUGUGAGGAAGCCAGAACUGGACGUGGAACUGGACCUCGUUUGAAUUGGCUUGAGAAACAGGAAAAAGGCCUGGAGUGUUUUUGGAAGCGACCAUAAGUUCUUUUUGUCAUGUGAUUUUUUGGUGUGGCGUGCUCUGUGUUUUGCCGCUCAAAACGCUCCGACGCUUGUCAGGUGUAUGAAAUUCUCUGCCUCGCCUGGAAAGAGUGAAACAGAAUCAUGGCGAUUUCUCUCCACAUACAACGCUGAGGCAACACCUCUAAACGCAUGUCAACAACGCCUCGGGUAAGAUGAAAUUCUCCAACCACAGACCUGGACUCUUCUUUCAAGUGAACAGUCUACAUUGCGAUUUCGCAGUACACUCAUCCAGCCACUAUCCUAGAUCAGCUAUUUCUUCCUCCACGCACACACUCGCAGUCUCGAGCUCCCGCCUCGAUGAGCUCAAUUAUCUUCGCCUGAAC